Molecule: messenger RNA, 3084 nt
Organism: Cyclospora cayetanensis
Lineage: Eukaryota; Apicomplexa; Conoidasida; Eucoccidiorida; Eimeriidae
Product: structural maintenance of chromosomes protein 3
Exons: 26
Biological process (GO): mitotic sister chromatid cohesion
Cellular component (GO): chromosome
Molecular function (GO): double-stranded DNA binding; cohesin loader activity; protein binding
Source: RefSeq, a predicted model, not a curated record
AUGACAACCGAAAAACCAACCACUCAAUUGUUUAUUGAUUCACAGCUGAUUAGACGUUUACCCGCUAACAGGAACGGCCUACACGAGGCCACCUCGACAGACGUUGCUUUGCCUGCCCGCCAAGCACGGAGUUUCGCCUUGCGCGUUUCUCUCCCCCUUGCCCUUUACAUCGAUGUGCUUUUUUCUACAGUCGGACAUAAUGGAAGCGGAAAGUCGAAUAUCUUGUUGGGAAUUUCUUUUGCGCUCGGAGACAUUGGGAACUCCGCUGCGGAGCGCCGCCUGCUCCUCCACGAAGGAUUGCAAGGCCGAGUAUCCAGUGGCUUCGUAGAACUGAUCCUCAACAAUGCCGACAGACGUCUCUGCAUGUUGGAUUCUGACCAAGUCGUCAUCCGAAGGUCCUUUUCUCUAAACUCCGAUGAUGUCGCUGUACAGGGAAAGCCUGUCAGGUAACAGCACUUGCGAGAGCGGACGCUGGGGGUUGUGUGUCGCAGCAAGGGCGAGUUGGAGCAGCUCAUUGAGUGUGCUGGCCUCUCAGGGGGCAGUCUGCGCUCGUCUCGCCGCAGCGGCAGCACCAGCAGCUUCCUCAUUCGUCAGGGAAGAAUUCAAGAAGUGGCGUUGCUCUCUGCAGCAGGAAGGCUGCGACUGCUUCUCUCCGCAGGACCAGGGGCCUUUCUCGAGGCUAAGGCGAACGAAACGGAGCAGGUGUUGCAGCAAGCAGCGACAGAACGACAGGCAGUGCAAAAAGGCCUUAAGGAUCUUCAAACCCAACUUGAGGCCAUGGACUCCGAUCGAGAGGAGCUGCGGGCAUGUCUGGAUCUCGAGCGGCAAAAGGCCGCAAUUGAAGCUGCUCUUCAUGAGGCUGACUGGAAUGACGCGGCGGAGUCUCUCAGGAAGGCUGAGGAGCAGCAGGCUAGACAUCGCGCCACAGUCCGGAGUCUCGCUGCUGCAGCUGCUGAGGCUGAGGCAGCGAGGGACGAAGCAGCUGCCCAACUCGCCAACUGUAAGCUUCUGCUGGAGACACACACAUACAGACAUACAUACAUACAUACAUGCGAAGAGACGCGCUUUCGUCUGGAAUCAGAAGUUGUUGCAGAACAAGCCGCGGCUCAGGAGGCAAGGGCUGCAAAGACAAGACAUGCUCUGGAGGAGAAGCAGCGCGAAGUGCACCGACUUGAAAAGGAAAUUCAAGAGAAACUGCGCCCUCAGCAUGCCGCAGCCGUUUCCGCUUACCGCAACGCGCAACAAGAACAUAUGCAAUUGCAACAGCAGCUCCACCAGCUGCAGCAACGAGCUGCUCGCUCGGGAGUCUCCGCAGCCGCAAGGAUGUCGGCUAUCAAGCAGCAACUCAGAGAAACAGAGGAGCAGCAACGCGCUGAAGCGGAUGCGUCAAAACAUACUCGAAAGCGGGCAGAGGAGCUGAAACGUGAAAUGUUGGCAUCAGAAGCGGCAGCGGCAGAGGCAGAAGCAGAAGCGAGUGCUGCGAUGGAUCGUGUGAAGGAAGUCUCCAAUGAGCUUGCGAAUCUCCGAGGACCGAUUGAAGAUGUUGUAGAGCAGCUGCGGCAGCAGCAGGCGCAUCUCUCAGGUCUGCUGCGGCAGCGCGUUGCUGCAGCGGCAAAUCUUCAGACUGCAAAAGGUUGGCAGCUAAUGGCAGAGGCAGAGGGUUGGAAUAAGGCGAAUGGCAUUGCGGGGUUGUUUGCCGACUUUAUUUCCGUAGCUCCCGAGUAUCAUCGGGCUGUAGAAUCCAUUGGAGGAUUUGCUCUCUUUUACUUCGUCUUGGAAGAUGCGACACGAGCUUUGGAGGUGGUAACCCGGCUAAAGCGACAUCAACAGCAGCAGAAAAGCGGUUUGCCAACAUGGAAAAGCUGUGUUUCGCUUGUCCCCUUGAAGGAGGUUCACGAGCUGCAGCAAGCCAGGCAGAGAACGGAUUCACGGCUGCAGCGGCUGAAGCAGCAAGCACACAAGCUGCUCGAGGAGGGCGUUGCCAUGCCGCUUACAGAGUGCAUACACGUCCUUCCAGAAGCCGCUGGAAUCCAUGCCGCUGCCUUGGAGGUGUUCAUACAGUCAAUUUUUGGACGGGCGCUUCUUGUGCCCUCCCUAGACACCCCAGAGGUCAAACAGUGGAACGACCAGGGGUUUGAGUGUGUUACGCUGGAUGGAGAUGUUUCGUUUGCUUCUGGAGCUUUGCGUGGCGGCUGUUCAGCGAGGGGCGUAAAACUCGCGGCAUUUCAUAAGUAUGUCUUUGCUGAAUUUCUAGAAGCGCUGAGGGAGUGCGAAGCCGCUGACUACCGACUCGAAGAGGAAAUCCAAGAGCAGCAGCAAGCUCUCAAGAGGCUUCAAGCGGUAUGCCCCUCUGCUCUUAUUGCCUCAUGGACAGCUCUGGCUGCCAUCGACACAGUCGCCGCUGCUGCAGCGCGGCAAAAAUGCCUGCUUGAGGACGAACAACUGCUCGUAGAAGCGAAGCUGGAGGCUCACCUUCGAGCCGAGGCUUCCCUGGCAACGCAGCAAAAGGCGAAAAUGGCACUCCGCGCAGCCGCGUCUCUUUUAUCUGCUCUCAAGGAAGAGGAAGCCGCUGCAGCAUCGCGAACUGCUAUGCGCAAGCAAGUCAUGCAGAGUUUGCGGCAGGAGACUCUGCAAGCGCGCGCAGCCCCUUUGAGCGCCGCAGAGACGCAGCAGCUGCAGCAGCUGCCGACGCUUGUGCAGCAGCAGCAGCAGCUGCUGCUGCAGCUGCUGCAGCGUGUGGAAGAGACUACUGGAGCGUUGAGCAAAGCCGAAGAAGACGUGGAAGUCUCGCUGAUUAGAGCCAUUGAUCGUGUGCGUCCCCCUUGUUGUCAGUUGAAGCAAGAACGGAUGGAGGACUGCGUUACAUGCGGCUCGCAGAUGGAACGAGAAGCGCAAGCAGAGGGCAAAAGCGCGACGUCUGGAGGCUUUGCUGAGCGUGCUGAUGCCGAAGCCAGUGCUGCCGCGAAGAGGAGACAACAAGUAGGGUGUUUUUUUGUGGGGGAGGACGGAGAUGGAGUCGGUGAGGAAACAACAGGAGGCUGCGGAGGCCUCUCUCCAGUCAGCGCUGCAGCAACUGGUCGCUGA